GUCAACUCAAUUCUUACCCUUCAAACCACCAUCGAGGUUAGUGCUGGAUCAACAUGGCGGCGUGGAAGCUCCUCAGCACGGGGAUGGGGUUUCUGCAGUCGUCCUUGCCGUUUUGUAGACAGGCCUACAGGAAUUCACUUGGAGUUGUGGAGCAGGUCAGGGGCUACUAUGUUGACUGGAGGAUGGUGCGGGAUGUGAAAAGGAGACAAAUGGCUUUUGAAUAUGCUGAUACAAGACUGCGUAUCAAUGCCAUUAGGAAGAAUACUAUUUUGCCAAAAGAGCUACAGGAGAUAGCUGAUAAAGAAAUAGCCGCACUACCUCGAGACAGUUGUCCCGUGCGCAUUCGUAACAGGUGUGUGAUGACGUCACGACCACGUGGAGUGAAGCGCAGGUGGCGUCUUAGUCGCAUUGUUUUUCGCCAUUUAGCGGACCACAACCAGAUGUCUGGAAUACAGAGAUCAAUGUGGUGAUCAGCCAUGGAAUUGUGUAAUGCUUGUUUUCUAAAACUUUGUCGGAAAAGAGGAUAUUCUUGCAUAAAAUGGAAAGACACUGAGCUGAAAAACCAACAAGCACCUGCUCAAAUGCUGUAUCUUUUUUUUUUUUUUUUUUUGUACUAAAUUGAGUCAGAUUACACUUUUUUUUUUUUUUGUCAUCAACUGAUGGUAAAAUAUGUAAGUUAUUUUAUUGCAGAUACAAUAAA
This is a messenger RNA of Labeo rohita (rohu), 700 nucleotides long. RefSeq names its product mitochondrial ribosomal protein S14 (gene mrps14). The coding region runs from base 54 to 470 and encodes 138 amino acids. The transcript has 3 exons. Gene Ontology annotation, biological process: translation. The record is from RefSeq and is a predicted model, not a curated record. Gene Ontology annotation, molecular function: structural constituent of ribosome. Lineage: Eukaryota; Metazoa; Chordata; Actinopteri; Cypriniformes; Cyprinidae. Gene Ontology annotation, cellular component: ribosome; mitochondrial small ribosomal subunit.